CCUUCAUUUCACAAAUUACAACCAGAGAAACAAAGAAAACAAAAGAAAGAAAAGAAGUAGACGCAUCAAAAAUUCAGCACCAGACGGCUUAUCCUCCUCUUGCAACGAUUCUUAGCUCAUCCCCUUCUCACUCCCACAGGUCUGAUUUCCUUUUCUCUCUCUGAUUUGUUGAUACAAGACAUAAACGACAACACCCAAUUACGUUGUUGAAACAACCCAACUCCCCCAUUUAGCUCAAUCUCGUGUUCCUCAACUUUUGGAACCCGGUUGAGUUAAAGACCCUGUUCUUUCUUAAGGCCUAUGAUUUAGACCCUUUUUUCUUUAUCUUUGCUCAAAGUUUGGAUCAUAAUCAAAAUUGGGUCUUUGAGAUUGGUGUCCUUGAUGGACCUGGAGUUGGCCAGAAAGGGUUUUGGUUAUGCCCGGAAAAGGAAGAAGUGGAUGUUUGUAAUGGCUGCUUUGGGCUUCUCCGGUUAUGGUGCUUAUAGGGUUUAUCACUUGCCUUCUGUGUCUCGAAAAAGAAAGAGGCUUUUGAAGCUAUUGGGUGCUUUAGUUUCUGUAGUUGAAGUACUUUCAGACAUUGCUGAAUCGAUUGGAGUUGUGUCUAGAGAUUUGAAGGAGUUUCUGCAAUCUGAUUGUGAUGAGAUUCCCAAUAGCUUGAAGCAAGUUUCGAAGAUUUGUAGGUCAGAUGAGUUUUCAGGGUCUGUUGUUAAGGUCACACAAGCUGUAACCUUGGGAGUUUUGAGAGGAUAUCAAGCACAAGCUAAGAGUCAGCGUCUUGAGGAUGGUGGUAUUUCUAGUAAUACAACUUUUAUGGAUCAAGUUGUGGAUAAGCUGUUUACCAAGGCAGGGUCUGGUUUUGUAUCUGUUGUUGUUGGAAGCUUUGCUAAGAAUUUGGUAUUGGGUUUCUUUUCGGAUGAGCAGUCUGGUGCAGGAUCAAAAUCGGCCACUUUCCCGGAUCAAUAUGGUAUGAAGAUGAAUGAUGUUCCUAGAUGGGUGGAGGUGGCUUGUAGUGAGAAGUGCAGAGACCUAAUUGCUGAUUGUAUCCAGCUAUUUGUGAGCACGGCUGUUGCGGUUUAUCUUGACAAGACUACGGACAUCAACACCUAUGAUGAUAUCUUUUCUGGCUUAACCAACCCCAAGCAUGAAGCAAAAGUAAAAGAUAUGAUUGUAUCAGUCUGUAAUGGCGCGGUUGAAACUCUUGUCAGAUCAUCUAAUCAAGUAUUGACAAGUUCGAAAUCCAAUGUGAACCAUCCAAAUUUGAGUUCAAAUUCUUAUUUGGCUAUUGAAGACGGUGGAUGGAUCAGUCAAGUAUCCUCUACUUUGGCAGUUCCAAGCAAUAGAAGCUUUGUUCUUGACUUGACCGGACGGGUUACAUCUGAAACAGUUCGAUCAUCCUUGGAUUUUUUGUUGGAUAGACUCUUUGAUGGGAUGCGGAGACGUGUUAAUUCUGCUCGUGUGGAAACUGUUGACAAGGGUGUUGAGGUUGUGAAAUAUGCUGUUGCAAAAUCUUCCGUUAUUGCCACUAUAUGUCUAUCUUUGUGUUUACAUGUAAUUGAUAGUCCAUGGCUACUGGCUCCGGGUUAGCUCGUUCGGGACGUUCUCAUUUGGUAAGUCCAUGACCAUACAUAACAAAGAUUCUUUUGUGCAACUGCCUGUGUAUAUAUCAUCUGAAUCCACAAAUUCAUUGAGGAAUUGAAGAAGUUGAAGUGCUGCCUUAGACUGGAGGUGCGCUCAAAUUUUUAUGCGUCCAACCUUCCUGGGAUGCUGGUCCUCAUUAGGUGAUAGCAAUUUUUUGUGAAAAUAUAAUGUUCCAGAAUUUGUGAAGAAAGAAACUCCAUUCUUCAUUUGGCAAUUGUGUCCUGAUCUAGUCCUGUUUAUCAGCUAGAGGAUGGACUGUAUACUUCAAGUUGGAAAAUUUAGAACCUUUUAAAUACUUUUGUUGGUUGUGAACCUUUCACAUUACACCAUGUAUGUAUCAUUUUCGUAUCUAAGUUCUUCUCAGUAUAUCCCUAGACUGGUGGUUGCAGGUGUUUUGUCCUUCAUGUAUUUACAUGUAUAAAUCUGCAAGUGCAGUACAUUGCUCUUUGUUGAAAAUUUGAAAUGAUUUUGUGAAAAUAACU
Messenger RNA from Argentina anserina (silverweed cinquefoil), 2120 nucleotides. RefSeq names its product protein PHLOEM PROTEIN 2-LIKE A10. NCBI's taxonomy places the organism in Eukaryota, Viridiplantae, Streptophyta, Magnoliopsida, Rosales, Rosaceae. Bases 382 to 1584 code for a protein of 400 amino acids. The transcript has a single exon. The record is from RefSeq and is a predicted model, not a curated record.